CUCUCAAAAAAUGUCCUACCAGCAGAACCAGCAGCAGUGCCAGCCUCCUCCCAAGUGCCCUCCCAAGUGCCCCCCAAAGCGUCCCCCUAAGUGCCCCCCAGUCUCCUCCUGCUGCAGCCUUGGCUCUAGCGGCUGCUGUGGCUCCAGCUCUGGGGGCUGCUGCAGCUCUGGGGGUGGUGGCUGCUGCCUGAGCCACCACAAGCCCCGCCGAUCUCUCCGACUUCGACACCGACACCAGAGCUCUGGCUGCUGCAGCAGUGACUGCUGUGGCAGCAGUGGAGGUGGCAGUGGCUGCUGUGGCAGCAGUGGAGGUGGCAGUGGCUGCUGUGGCAGCAGUGGAGGUGGCAGUGGCUGCUGUGGCAGCAGUGGAGGUGGCAGUGGCCAGCAGUCUGGAGGCUCUGGUUGCUGCUGCUGACCUGAGCCACAAGGACCUCAGACAAGCAGUGCCUGAGGAAUCAUCGUGCAGAAAACCUGCCCCUGCCUGCUCGCCCUCCCUCCUUCUCCUGUCCUCCUUGUCAGGGGCCCUGAGAGGCUGAGAUGCUCCUUUGGAAGGUCGUGAAUUUACCUCCAAAUGUUCAGGCCCUCCCUCUUCUUCUGUAUUUCAAAUAAUAAAGUUCCCU
Molecule: messenger RNA, 620 nt
Organism: Heterocephalus glaber (naked mole-rat)
Lineage: Eukaryota; Metazoa; Chordata; Mammalia; Rodentia; Bathyergidae
Source: RefSeq, a predicted model, not a curated record